CUGAAACAGAGGAAGCUAUGGGGAGACCUCCUCACUCUCUGAGGCUCCCUGAGGAGACAUUGUGGGGAGGUUGGUGCUUGUCUCUUCUCACAGGUCAUGGGGAAUUCCUAUGCAGGGCAGCUCAAGUCUGCCCGCUUUGAAGAAGCUCUCCACAACUCCAUCGAGGCUUCGCUGAGGUGCAGCAGCGUGGUCCCGCGGCCCAUCUUCUCCCAGCUGUACCUGGAUCCCGAGCAGCCUCCCUUCUUGCCGGAAGAUGUGAAGCCAAAGGUAGAAGAGCUGGACAAAGAGCUGGUGCACCGCUACGCCCAGAAUGGGAGCCUGGACUUCUCUGCCAGCCAGGCUGCUAACGAAAUGGAAGAGGAGGAGGAGGAUGAAGAUAUGUCGGAUUCAAGUAGUCCACCAAUCCCAUACUCACAAAAACCUGCCCCAGAAGGGUCUUGCACUACUGAUGGCUUUUGUCAAGCAGGCAAGGACCUGCGUUUGGUGUCCCUGUGCAUGGAGCAGAUUGAGAUCCCAGCAGGCUUCCUGCUAGUGGGAGCCAAAUCUCCCAGCCUGCCCGAGCACAUCCUCGUCUGCGCUGUCGACAAGCGGUUCCUGCCGGAUGAUCACGGGAAGAAUGCACUUCUAGGAUUUUCUGGGAAUUGCAUAGGCUGUGGAGAAAGAGGGUUUCGGUACUUCACCGAGUUUUCCAAUCACAUCAACCUGAAAUUAACCACUCAGCCAAAGAAGCAGAAGCACUUAAAGUACUACCUAGUAAGGAGCUCCCAAGGUGUGCUGUCAAAGGGACCCCUCAUUUGCUGGAAAGAGUGCAGAAGCAGGCAAUCAUCUGCAGCUGUCCUCCCUGCUAAACCCAGUGCUGCCCUGUCGCCGUCCACGACCCCAGAGGGUGGAGCAGCCAAUGGAUACAAGGCAGGGGUCACGCAGACAGACUCUUCAGUAUUCAGCCCAGCAAAGUCAUCUUCUGCUGUUAACUUAAGUGGAACUCAAGACCUGUCCCGGAAUAAGAACAUUGUGAAGCCUUUGGCUCUGUCCGUGCAGCUCGUCGGAAAGGCAUUUGCGGCAGCUCCUCUUUCUCUGCGUGCCACUGAUGUUGCCAAUGGAAAUGCUAAUGGAGGAAGAAACAAUGUGCUGAGUUCUGUAGCCUCUCGGCCAGUGCCUCACUCAACAUCUCCAGGUCCUGCCUGUGCAGCUGGAGACCAAGCAUCAAUGUCCAGUUCUGGACCACCAAAGAAGCGUCACCGGGGAUGGUCUCCUGGGUCCCCAGUGCCUCCUGCUGCUGCAGCAGUGCCUGUCCCUGCAAUUCAGCCUUUGGCAAGAGCAGAGCCUCUUUUGUCAGUCCCAGUUCCUCAAUCCGUGUUAACUGGAAUUUUACAGCCUCAACCCAUCCCAGCAGGGGAGACUGUAAUAGUUCCUGAAAACCUGCUGAAUAACUCAGGAGUCAGACCAGUGAUUCUGAUAGGUUAUGGCACUUUACCUUAUUUCUAUGGAAAUGUCAGUGACAUUGUUGUGAGUCCCUUGCUGGUGAAUUGCUACAAGAUCCCACAGCUGGAAAGCAAAGAUUUGGAUCUCCUGGGUUUGAGCAGCAGUCACCUACUAAGUGUGGAGAAUAUGAUACUUUUAACUAUCCAGUAUCUUGUCCAACUAGGUCCUGACCAGAUCCCUCUGAGGGAAGAAUUUGAACAGAUCAUGCUGAAGGCCCUGCAGGAGUUCACUCUGAGGGAGCGCUCGCUGCAGAUGAGCACCCAGUGUGCCGCUGUGUCACCCGGGCAGCUGCCCUGGCUGGCUCGGUUGAUUGCCAGCGUCUCCCGGGACCUGGUGCAUGUGGUUGUAACCCAGAACUCCUUGGCAGAGGGCAUCUCGGAGACCUUGAGGUCUCUCAAUGAGGUGAAACAUCAGCAGAAGCUACCAGACUAUGUGGUUGCCAUUUGCACGUCCAAGAUCAGAGGCAGCGAGUUCUGCGUGGUGGUGCUGGGUCAGUAUCAAUCUAGGGCCCUUGCAGAGAGCAUGCUCACCACCAGUGAGUUUUUAAAGGAGAUCAGCUACGAGCUCAUCACAGGGAAGGUUAGCUUCCUGGCAUCACAUUUCAGAAACACAUCUUUAGGUGAUGAUCUGGACAGGCUGCUGGAGAAGAUGCUGCAGCAGCGAGGGGAAAGUGUCGUCGUCCCUUUUAACGGAGACGUCAGCGAGUGCAUGUCGGCUCAGGAGGCCACGGCCAUGGUCUCUGCCCAGGAGCCAGAUUUGGGUGUUGAUACCUUCCAAAUUUACCAGCCACAGCUUACUGUUGCCAGAAAGCUCUUGUCCCAGGUUUGUGCUAUUGCAGACAGUGGCAAUCAGAGUCUGGAUCUGGGCCACUUCAGCAAAGUAGACUUCAUCGUGAUAGUUCCCCGCUCGGAGGUCCUGGUGCAGCAAACACUUCAGCGGAUUCGACAAUCAGGUGUCCUGGUGGACCUGGGGCUGGAGGAGAAGGGGGCAGCACACCAGCGUGCCGAGAAGUACGUGGUGCGGCUGGACGGGGAGCUGCAGGGCAAGCUGGAGCUGUUCCUGCGCCGCGUCAAGCAGAACCCUUACACCCUCUUCGUGCUGGUGCACGACAACGCCCACGUGGACCUGACCAGUGCCAUUUCCAGUUCCCUGUCUCAUGGCGAGCCUGGUCACGGUCUGGCCGAUCGAGUUAUUAACUGCAGGGAGGUCCUCGAAGCAUUCAACCUCAUUGUUCUUCAGGUCAGCUCUUUCCCUUAUGCCUUGCAAACGCAGCAGUCCCGGAUCAGCUCCAGCAAUGAGGUGCACUGGAUACAGUCUGACACUGUGGAUGAGGCAGCAGGAGAGGAGAAGCUGUACUUUGGUUUGAAUGAAUACAGCAGGUCCCUGCAGUGGGGAGUCACAAGUCCCCUUCUGAGAUGUGACGAAACUUUUGAGAAAAUGGUCAGCACACUUCUAGAAAGGUACCCCCGGCUGCACAGCAUGGUGAUUCGCUGCUACCUGCUCAUCCAGCAGUACUCCCAAGCUCUGAUGGCUCUCACCACCAUGGCCUCCCUGAGAGACCACAGCACACCUGAAACACUCAGCAUAAUGGAUGACCUUAUCACAUCCCCAGGAAAGGAUAAGAAUGGCUGUGGCCACAUGCUUGUCAUUAGGGUGCCUUCUGUGCAGCUGGCCAUGCUGGCCAAGGAGAGGUUACAAGAAGUGAGAGACAAGUUAGGUCUGCAGUAUCGUUUUGAGAUCCUCCUUGGGAAUCCUGCCUCGGAGCUUGCUGUCACCAAACACUUUGUGACACGGCUGAAGGCAUGGAGGGGGACCGAGCAGGAGGACUGGAUCCCUCGCACCUAUCAGGAUUUGGAAGGUCUGCCUUGCAUUGUUAUUCUAACUGGCAAGGACCCUCUAGGAGAAACCUUCCCCAGGUCACUGAAAUACUGUGACCUUCGACUGAUUGACUCCAGCUACUUGACUCGGACUGCGUUAGAGCAAGAAGUGGGCCUGGCCUGCUGCUACGUCUCCAGGGAGGCCAUUCAGAGGCCUGUGGUAGCUCUUGACCUGAGUGAGAAGGAGCAGGAGAAGGCUAAUGGCAGUGAGAAUGACUCUGAUGAGCUGCUGAUAGACCUGGACCGGCCCCAGAGUAACAGCAGCGCUGUUACUGGAACCUCAGGCUCCCUGGCAGACAACGGCGUCAGCUCCUCCAGCGCUGCUGACAGGUCCCAGAAGCCGCCCCCCGCAGCCGACUUCCAGAGCGUGGCACACAGCUCCGUAGACGAGGGCGCUUCGCCCAGCUGCACAGCCGGGGAGAGCCUGAAGCAGGAGUGCGACUCUCUGGGCACGCAGCUGGCCAGCAGCACCUCCAAAGGCUGCUCCCUGUCUCCGGCCGCGCAGCCGCUGCGCUGCGCUGCGCACUCGGGCAGGGCCAGCAGAGCGCUGCGAGCCGCCCUGCCGCGCAUCGUCAUCCUCUCCAAAGCUGCCUACUGCCUCCUCAGCUCCCAGAAGAGUGGGAGUUUGCCUUCUUCCUCUUCUCUCCUGCCUCAUGCUGAUGUGUCCUGGCUGAGCUCGCUGAGGCCGCUGCUUCCCCCGGACGUGAGCAGCGAGGAGCAGUCUCUUUACUACAGGCAGUGGACAGUAGCCCGGCAGCACCACGCAGACUUCAGCAAUCAGGGGGAGACGUCUGGCUCCAGGAGCUUCCACCCCAGGCGCCUGCUUUUGACAGGACCACCGCAAGUGGGCAAGACUGGCUCCUACCUGCAGUUCCUGAGGAUCCUCUUCCGCAUGCUGAUUCGGCUGCUGGAGGUGGAUGUGUAUGAUGAGGAAGAGGUCGAUGCCGGUCAUGCAGAGAGCAGUGAGGUUACUCAGUCUAGCAAUGACCACUGGCCAGACAUUGAGAUCUUCAGCAAAAUGGCUUUUGACCUGAGUGUGCAUGACCCCAAGUACAGAGCUAUAAGUCCUGUAUACACAGAGCAACUCUCAAGAGUGAAACAAGAAACAAGCAAAGAAUCAAAACCAGAGGCACCUAAGAAGAGGGAGACUGUGUCCAUGAUGCUGACUAAGUAUGCAGCUUACAACACCUUCCACCACUGUGAGCAGUGCCACCAGUACAUGGACAUCACUCCUGCUGCACAGAUCUCUGACUCCACUCUGCAUGCGUUCACCUUUUCAUCCUCGAUGCUUGGAGAAGAGGUUCAACUGCAUUUUAUAAUCCCCAAGUCCAAGGAGAGCCACUUUGUGUUCAGCAAGCAGGGAAAGCACCUGGAGAGCAUGCGCCUGCCCCUGGUUUCUGACAAGAAUCUGAACGCAGUCAAGAGUCCUAUCUUCACUCCAUCGAGCGGGCGCCACGAGCACGGCCUCUUGAACCUCUACCACGCCAUGGAAGGCAUCAGCCACCUUCACCUGCUCGUAGUCAAGGAGUAUGAAAUGCCCCUCUACCGUAAAUACUGGCCCAACCACAUCAUGCUGGUCCUGCCAGGCAUGUUCAACAACGCUGGCGUUGGUGCUGCCAGGUUUCUUAUUAAGGAGCUCUCCUACCACAACCUGGAGCUGGAGCGGAACCGGCUGGAGGAGCUGGGAGUGAAGCGGCAGUGCGUGUGGCCCUUCAUCGUGGUCAUGGAUGACUCCUGUGUCCUGUGGAACAUGCACAGCAUCCACGAGCAGUCCAGCCAGUCCCUGGAGCCUGGGGGCUCCAACAAGAAUGUGUCCCUCAAGAGUGUCCUCCAGCACAUUGAAGCCACCCCUAAAAUUGUUCAUUAUGCAAUCCUGGGUGUGCAGAAGUGGAACAGCAAGCUGAACACCAGGAAAGCAAAGACUCCCUUCUCCAGGUGCCAUGUGCAUGAUUUUAUACUGCUCAACAUAGACCUGACCCAGAAUGUGCAAUAUGACCUGAACAGGUACUUCUGCGAGGAUGUGGACUUCAACCUGCGCACCACCAGCAGCGGCCUGCUCGUCUGCCGCUUCAACGCCUUCAGCGUCAUGAAGAAGCACAUCCAGGUCGGAGGGCAGAAGGACUUUGUUGUUAAGCCAAAGAUCAUGGUCUCGGACAGCCUGGCCCCGAUACUGCCCCUGCAGUACGUCUGUGCCCCUGACAGCGAGCACACGCUGCUGGCAGCCCCGGCUCAGUUCCUGCUGGAGAAGUUCCUGCAGCAUGCCACCUGCAAGCUCUUCCCCAAGGCUGUCCACAACUUCAAGAACCCUGUGCUGGCCAUCGACUGCUACCUGGACAUGGGCCGUGAGGUGGCCAUUUGCUACAUCAGCUCUCGCCCGCACUCGGUGAACGUCAGCUGCGAAGGAGUCUUCUUCAGUGGGCUGCUGCUCUACCUCUGCGACUCCUUCGUUGGUGCAGACCUUCUCAAGAGGUUCAGGUUCCUGAAAGGUGCCACCCUGUGCGUCAUUUGCCAGGACAGGAGCUCGCUGCGGCAGACGAUCGUGCGGCUGGAGCUGGAGGACGAGUGGCAGUUCCGGCUGCGGGACGAGUUCCAGACGGCCAACAGCAGCGAGGACAAGCCGCUCUACUUCCUCACCGGCCGCCACGUCUAGGCGCCGCCCGAGCCGCCGGCAGAGGGAAGGAGAACUGCUCGUAACGAACCCAAGUACAAUCACUGUGGAGCAAAGUGCAACCUGUAUUUAUCUGACUGCUCGGAGCGACUCCCCACAGCCGCAGCAGACACGGCCACAGCGGCUACGGCUGGAAGGACCCCGAGGGUGUCCUUUGCAGGAGUCACACAGCCAGCCCGGCUGUAGGCUCUGCGAGGAGGACAUCGAUCGGUUGAGGAGGAAUCCUUCUCUUCAGCUGGGCCAGGGGAAGAAGCUGCUGCCAGCAGCGGCUGGCUCCGGCGUGUGGCACGAAGCGCAGCCCAGCAGGUGGGAUCGAUGGAAGCUCUGUGGGGCGGAGCCCAGCGUCUCUUCAGCUCUGUACUGCAGUACAGGAAUACUCAGGGGUUUGAAAUGACAAUAGAACAGAUAUUUGUACUUCAAGGAAUAGUCUACUUCUCCGUGCAGUGUUAGUUGAAAUUUGUCAUUGUCUGUGUACUGAAACUGUCCUUGGCAAAAUUUCCACAGGUGGUCAAAGUUUACUACUUAAACCUGACCGAAUCAGCAAAGGCAGGGCAGGCACCGUGCCCCCAGCCUCUCCCAGCACCAUCCUUUCACCCUGCCAGGCACCUCCUCCCUGCCUCCACAAAGCAAAAGGCUCCUUGCAGAUAGUCACCUCGGGUAGAGGCCAUUCUGGUGCCCUGCCAGCAGUUCCCUGCAGUUUCUUGUCGGAGUCCUGCAGACAGUGGUUCAUCCUCUUCUGUGCAUGGGCACGAGUCCUGCUGCACACCUGGUGCCUUGCUAGGGGACCAUAGGCAACUUCCCCUCCGUGUCCCUCAGCUCCAGCUGGCUGCAGAGCUCAGCUCAGAGCUCUCAAACCUUAGCUGUGCAGACCAAAAACUGCUGUGGGAGGGCAGCGCUGCCUAAGCUGAGGGAAACAAAGGAUGCUGCAACAGCUCUGGGAGCGGGGAGGGGAUGUCCCAGGAUGCUGGGACUGCUCAGGUGAGACUUUCUAGAAGCAGUGAUCUUCACCUCACCCAAGACUGUCAGUCCUUUCGUUUCUGCCUGACCCCUGCAGAUACUGGCUGCAGGGGCAGCUGCACGUUGUGCUGCCUAAGGACGGUCAGUAGCGUGCAUGAGGUGCUGCAGGAUGAACUGGGAGCAGCAGCAGUUGGUUGUCAGGAUUACACUGCAGCAGCUUUGUGCUGACGCUCCUGCAUGCUGAAUAAAAAUAAUCCUCAGCUUCCUGCAGCUUGUAACCCCUUUGCUAGAAAGCAAGCUGCAGUGUGUGCUUAAGUGAUUCAGGAAUCUCCAUUUACUCCCCAAAAAAGCAAUGAAAUUGACCUGCCCUGUGCUCGCUGGAGCAGCACCUGCAGGGCUGCAGGGGUUUGGGUUUUUUUAUGCCUAGCGUUAAUGAAGCAAUUUUUUUAAUCUUGUGAAAAGAGCUAUUUACAGAUGAGAAAACCUAAUAUAUUUGUCAGAGGCUAAGGGUUUGCAUGUCUGUGCUGAUGGAGUUGGCUCUGAAGCUGUCAGAUUAGCAGAUUCCAGAGGAGCAAUCCCCUUCUCCACCUUUGCUUUCUAUUUCCCUUCAGACAUAACCUGCCUUAUCGAGAACGCUUGGGAGAAGCUUUUUGAUACACACCUGAAUGUAUUCCAGAAGGGCUUGAGGCCAGCCCUGAGUCUUGGUGUGGUGCAGAAGGUCCAGGUGUCACUGUUCAGAGAUGGUUUCCUUUUUUGUGUUUUGUGUUUGAUGUUUGCACUAAGUUCUUACAAUUCCAGGUGCUGAGAUUCCUACUGGAAGCGAGCCCUUUGGUGAAGCAGUGCAAAAGUGUCUUCAGGGUUGAGGUGCAGUCAGGACGUCCAUUCUUUGCCUGCCUUUACCAGACAUCAGUAAACCUCGCUCCUUGCCCAGCUCCUGUGUGGGAGCAAGGCUGUGCUCAGAGAGCACGCCUCAGGCUCAGGAGCCGACGGUCACUGGCUGCCAUCUCCGGCGGUGCCACCGGCUCAGGGCUGCUGCUCCCUGGGGCGGAGCCUUCCCCAGCAAGGUCGUUCUGAUGAAUGUAUUCAUCUGGCCAGCGCCACACUGCCUGCAGCUGCUCUGGCUACUCGCAGCUUACGUUUGAAUGUAAGACCCACAUAGAGCCUUUGUGUUUAACUCAUGGAAUUGCUUUGUCUGACUCUUGGAAGAGGGUUCAAGAUGUCUCUUGCCUAGUGUAAAGUUUUUUCUUAACCAAAACCUUGGUGACUUUAGCUUCACUAGUCAGUCUACCUCACGUUAUGUUUAUGACCUGGACUUAUCCCAGCUGUGGCUGUGUUUAUAAUGUGGUUCAUUAAAUUGGAAUCCAUGAAGUGA
This is a messenger RNA of Pogoniulus pusillus (Red-fronted tinkerbird), 8356 nucleotides long. It is a transcript of the gene GREB1L, whose product is annotated as GREB1 like retinoic acid receptor coactivator. The record is from RefSeq and is a predicted model, not a curated record. Lineage: Eukaryota; Metazoa; Chordata; Aves; Piciformes; Lybiidae. The coding region runs from base 97 to 6009 and encodes 1970 amino acids. Gene Ontology annotation, biological process: kidney development; multicellular organism development. The transcript has 33 exons.